Molecule: messenger RNA, 4749 nt
Organism: Siniperca chuatsi (mandarin fish)
Lineage: Eukaryota; Metazoa; Chordata; Actinopteri; Centrarchiformes; Sinipercidae
Product: photoreceptor outer segment membrane glycoprotein 2-like
Exons: 5
Coding region: 2101-3183 (360 amino acids)
Biological process (GO): visual perception
Cellular component (GO): membrane
Source: RefSeq, a predicted model, not a curated record
UUAAUCAUGAAGACAAUCAUCCGAUUGAUUGAUAAUGAAAAUAAUAGUUUCGUGUUGUCGUGUUUACAAUAAGACAAACGGGAUGAAAUAUGUGAUUCAACUGAGAUUAAUUGAAAAAGAAAAAACAGAUUUCUGAUAAUAAUAAUAAUAAUAAUAAUAACUUUGUGUUUGAUAAACAUUUUUCAUUAUUAAAUAUAAAUCACACAAGGAAAACAUUAGAAACAAUUUAUCACAGGCUGCAUGAAUUUUAAAAUUCAGAAUUGUCUUCCAUAUGAGAAUAAUAAUAAAGGAAGUUCUUCCUUUCUUUGCUCUUUAAACUACAAAGUAAAGUAUUUAUUUACAACAGAAAAUAACAACUUUCUCAGAGAUAUCAUAACAACAUUUAAACAGUCAAAUAAACUCUUUAAAGGUGCCAAACACACACACAUUUAAAUUACAUAAAACGGGGUAGAAUAAUAAGAAUAUAAAUAAGAAUAUAUUAUAAUGACAGUUAAAAUAAAACUAAUAAUAAAGUUCAGUCUGCUGAACACCUGUUGCGCCUACAAGCCCGCUCCAUGCCUUUAUUUUGAAGGAUAAUAUCCCGGCUCCGGAAGUCGGUACCUGCUGCUCUGUGCUGACCUGACUCACCUGUCUGUGUCUCCCUGAGGAACGCGGAGACCCCGCCUUCACGCACCGGAAACGGUCUGGGGACAUGACGUCAUGUGGUGAUUGACAGGAGCCGGGAGUGACUGGUACCGCCCCCCAGUGACGUCAUCACAGAUGACAGAGUACCACGACCUCAGACUGGGAGGUGCGGACCCUGAUGCAGCUGCAAACUGCCCCAGUGCUCACUGCUCACGGUCUCAUGAAGCCAAAAGAACUACAUCAUCCACAAAAAAAGCAGAUAUGCAAUGAGAUAACUUCUGCUAUGAAUUGGCGCUAUAUAAAUAAAUUGAACAUGCUGAGGCCACCAUACUUUGAAGACCUCGGCUGCACCUUGAGAUUCUGUGAGUGAAACAGAAUCUGUAACAAGGCGCUGUAAUGGACAUGUAGUUCGUGCUGAUGGUCCAGCUGGUGAAGGGGGGGGUUGGAGAUUUCUCAGCUUAUUACAAGGCUGAUUAGCUGUAAGGAGAUUAGAAGCACAGGUUAACAGGCGCCUCAGAACUCCUCUUCUCAGCUGCAAUAUUUGCUGCACUGCUCUGGAAGUGUGGCAGGACUCACCUACCCGAGAUGAUGGGGGGUCGGAGGGAAGACAGGCGAGCGGCUGGAUGUCCGACAGCUUUAAGUCAACAAGCGGUCAUAUCGCGGUUGUGUCUUGGAGUUGUGGACUGCCGUCAAGAGUACCUAAAAUACCUCGCUAAGCUCCUUAUGAUGCUCUGCAGAGAGCAGCCACCGGCCUUCUCUCUCCUCUUUCCUCCAGCUUUCCUUUGAAAACUGAACCCUGAACUCUCAGACCCCCGUGGAUUGGAUGUGAGGGCUACGACUUGACGUGACAACAGACUGUAUGAGCAACUGAUGAUGUGACCCAUUGGUUUAUGAUAGCUGGAUUUGAAGUUGAGUUUGGCUUUACGAGUCAGAGCCAGAAACUUCCAAAUAUGGGCAGCAGGGUGGAACAAACGAUAGGCCAGUGAAACCUGACUGGAGUAAACCAUCUGGGAAGGACCAACCACUCAAGGCAUAGACACUCUUUUAACCCCACUGAUGUUCUGGUGCCUCAGUUUUUAACAAAUUAUUGUUGUUGACAUUUCAUACAUUAAAUAACCAAAUAUGUCAGACUCAGUUUUGGGGAAGUGAGUCUAAAAUGAUGCACAAGACAUCUAGAAUAUUUCCAUUUGAUGGAAAGACUUCAUAGCUUCAGUGCUAUAAGAGCUGGGGGCAAAUUUAAAGGGGAAAUCAGGGUUAAGGGGGUUAUUAUCUAAUCAAUGGACCGAUUUUCAAUAUAAUAAUUAUAAUAUAACAGGAACAGCUGAAAAUAAAUUAGCCACUGAAAUCAUGUCAGACUAGAGAGGUUUUUAAUGCAGCACCUAUUGGUUGUAAGUGGUACUGCACCUGAAGGCACUCCGUUUUUGACCAUGUUUUCGGCUGACUGGACGUGAUUUACAUAAAAACCACAGGACUGACAUGGCAGUCGGUAAAGUGACCUUCACCAAGGCGGAGAGAGAGAAGCUAGCCGAAGUCCUCUGGCUGCUCAACUGGAUCUCUGUGGUGACGGGAGCUAUCCUCUUUGGCCUGGGCUUAUUCCUCAAAGUAGAGAUUCAGAAAUGGCAGGAAGUGAUGUCAGACCAGGGGAUCCUUUACGUGCCACAUACACUGAUCACCACGGGCUUGGCGGCCUGCUGCAUCAACUUCCUGGGUGGGAAGAUAUGCCUGGACUGCGCCGACACCAACAAGUUCCUGCGCUGGAAGCUGGUGAUGAUGCCAUAUGUCAUCUGUACCUUCUUCUUCACCUCCUGCAUCCUGGCGGGGGUGCUCAUGUGCUACAGCAUCCACAGCCAACUGGAGGAGUCGCUGUUGCUGGGCCUGAGGAACGCCAUGCGGUACUACAAGGACACGGACACGCCGGGCCGCUGCUACUUGAAGAGGACUCUGGACUUGCUGCAGAUCCAGUUCCAGUGCUGUGGGAACACUGGGUACCGGGACUGGUUCCGGGUCCAGUGGAUCAGCAACCGCUACCUGGACAUGACCAGCAGCACCGUGGUGGACCGUCUGAGGAGUAACGUGGAGGGGAAGUACCUGAUGGAUGGCGUUCCCUUCAGCUGCUGCAGCACCUUCUCUCCUCGACCCUGCAUCCAGCAGCAGGUCAGCAACAGCUCGGCACAUUUCAACUACGACCAGCAGAGCCAGCAGCUGAACCUGUGGAGGAGAGGCUGCCGACCUGCCCUGAUGGACCAUUACACCAGCAUCAUGCAGUCCAUCGGCCUCACCGUGCUCCUCAUCUGGCUGUUUGAGCUUCUGGUUUUGACGGGAGUCCGUUACCUGCAGACGGCCAUGGAGAACGUUCUCCGGCUGGGUGAUCCUGACUCACAAUCAGAUGGUUGGAUUCUGGAGAACAGCCUGGCAGAAACAGCCCGGUCCAACUUUAACAUCAUCAAGAACCUGGGGAAGUGUUACCAGGUCGACGACGACCCCAACAUCAACGUCCCGAUCACCCCUGCCGAGCAGGAGGUACCAUCCCGGCAGGUCCAGAUCCCUGUGACCAGCUAGCAUACAGCCUGAGGAGUCAUGGACCUCUGAAAGACCAGGACGUGCUGGAACAUCUCGGGUUCAAAACCUCCAAGGCCUCAAGUGAUGCUCUGUGGCCAUGAAUCACUUCCAGCUCCAGGAUGCACUGCUCUGGGCUGGGCGUGUCCUCCAGGAGACAUUCAAGACUUUUUCAUCCCAAAGAAAAGCUCCAUCGGUGCCGUCCAGAUAUGAAGUUUUUGAAAAAUGUUUAAAGCUGCUGUGUCCUCAGAGCUCUGCAGGUCCGAUGCAGUUAUUUCUGCCUUCAGACGGAACUUAUUUUUAAGUAGUUUUACAAGGUUUUUAAAACAUCAGCAUACGAAACAACUUUUAAAUUAACAAAUACUUAAACUUGUAAUGAAACCUGCCGGAGCACGUUGUUUUCAUUCUUAUAUAUUUUGUGACAACAUGAGUCAUUUUUUUGUGAAUGACAGGAACAGUUUUGUAUGUCAUGAAACCAGAUUUGUACCAUUUGGUGUCUACUUGUGCUUUUAAAGGUACAAAUUUGCAGCAAAGGGUGCUAAAUAAUAAUAUGAGGGUUUGUACAGUACAAGUGAGAAGCAGCGUACUCUGAAAGGAAUAAUUUUGCUUUCUCCACUUCUUAGAAUGAUGCUAGAAAAUGCCAGAAAACAGUCAGAUGGCAGCUGAACACUGUUGCUGCUGUAGGGCAGCUGAAGAGAAGCCGCCCACAAACGUCAAACCCUAACCUGGAAAAAACGACCCGAGUGCUUUACAUAGAAAUGAUUGGUUAUUACUGUUAUCGGCAACCGAGAAAGUUUGGGAAGGUUUAAUUUUUUAAGUGUAAUUACAACUUGUUCACACACUGGCAAUAACAAGCAAUUAAUACAUGUCAAAAACUACAUACAGUACCUUUAACAGCCAAAAUGAACAUAUUUUGUAACUGGGCACAAAUAAAUAAGGAAGCAGUUAUUAAACCAGACUGAUGGAUCAGUCAGACUGAAAUUCACUUCCCAUUCAUGUCUAUGUAGAACAGGACGAGACACAUUCACUUCCUGUCAUGAACUGACCCACCAAUCUCCAGCCAAUCAGAGAGAGGGGGCGGGACAGAUCUCUCAUUCAGGAAAUACAGUUUGUUUAUAUUCUUGUUUUAUAACUGCAGGUGAAAUAAUACAAACAGCAGAAGAAGAAGAGAUGCUGAUUGGCUGCUCUGAGUGAUGGACGGUGACAGAAGUUACUGACAGUAAAAUGUUUGAUAAAACGCUGUUUAAUUUACAACUUUGUGGCCUGCUGUUAGCAUACUAGCCAUGUUAGCUCCCGCAGUUCAUGUUUACAACCCGGCGCACAGUGUUACCUGUCCCUCCUGCUUUAAGCUGCAACACGCCACGGAAAUGUCACCUGGUGGAUUUCACUGGUUUGACUGCAGCUUAAGAGGCUACAGUCAUGUUAGCGGCUCUGGGAGGCUGUAUGCUAGCAUGCUAACAUGCUCACAAUGACAAUGCUAACAUGCUGAUGUUUAGCAGGUACAAUGUUCACCAUCUUAGCUUAGCUGUUAGCAUGCUAACAUUAGCUGAUUAGCAGUAAACACAGAGC